Aphidius gifuensis is the source of this 3261-nucleotide messenger RNA. RefSeq names its product MMS19 nucleotide excision repair protein homolog (gene Mms19). The transcript is spliced from 5 exons. Gene Ontology annotation, cellular component: cytosolic [4Fe-4S] assembly targeting complex. The record is from RefSeq and is a predicted model, not a curated record. Bases 299 to 3238 code for a protein of 979 amino acids. Gene Ontology annotation, biological process: iron-sulfur cluster assembly. Lineage: Eukaryota; Metazoa; Arthropoda; Insecta; Hymenoptera; Braconidae.
AGAGUUGUGUGUGUGUUGUCAAACAUAACCUCACCAAUUGUUGCCUUAUUUGUCGUGUGACCACAAGUAUAUAAUAAAAAAAAAAUAUAUAAUAAAAACUACCAAACAAUAUUUACCUAACAAUUGUAUUGUUAUUAAAUAGUUAAUACAUGAAUCUCAUAUUAUUUAAUUACAAUCAAUUGUUAAUUAAAUAAAACUUGUGUUAAACUCCUAAUCAUCACCAUCAUCAUCAUCAUCAUCAAUCAUAUAUUUACAAAGUUAACAAUAUUAUAAAUAUUGUUAUAUUGUUUAUUUUAAAAUGACCAAUUUAUUUGACAUUUCCAACAAGUUAACAUCAGCUCUCAAUGACAGCAAUGAUGCAUUUAUCAAACUUUGCCAUAUCACCACUUCAGAUAUUGAAACAGGAAAAUUAAGUCUAGUACAAGUUAUAAUUGAACUUGACAAAUUUCUUACAAGUACUGAAUCAAAUGAUAGACUUAAUGGCGUACGUUUUUUAUCAACAAUAUUAUCACAACUGUCAUCAGAAUAUUUAUCUGAACAAGAAACAAAUACAAUAGCAAAAUUUUACUGUGAUCGUUUGAAAGAUCAUCAUACUUUAAUACCAUCAAUUAUAUUUGGAAUUUUGUCAAUAGUUAAAAUGAAAAAUUUAACAAAAGAUUCAGCAUUUAAAUUAUUUCAUGGUAUUACACAAAAUGUACGUUGUCAAUCAGAAGAACGUGAAACACGUGAAAAUAUUUAUUUAAUAUUUAAAAUAUUAUUUGAUACAAAAUCAGAUGAUUUAAAAACAUUUGGUCCUGAUAUUAUUUAUGGUAUUUUAUCAUCAAUUGAUCCAGAAGCUGAUCCAAGAAAUUUAAUUAUUUUAUUUAAUUUUCUUCCAAAUUUUAUAAAAACAUUUAAACUUGGUCAUUUAACUGAAGAAAUGUUUGAUUGUUUAUCACGUUAUUUUCCAGUUGAUUUUAAUUCACAAUCACAACAAAAUAAAAAUCAAAUAGUAACACGUGAACAAUUAUCAAAUGGUUUAGAAAAUUGUCUAUCAGCAAUACCAGAAUUUGCUGAAUUUUGUUUACCACUUAUUAUUGAUAAAUUAAGUUCAAAUGUUAAAUUAGCUAAAAUUGAAUCAUUGAGAUUAUUAUCAAAAAGUUCAUCGGUAUUUGGUGCUGAAGGAUUAAAAGAACAUCUUGCUGAACUUUGGCCACUAAUUAGAGCUGAGCUAUUACCUGGUAAUGAUCAAGAAAUUAAAAUAGCUGGUCUUUUUGCACUUGAAAAUAUUACAAAAGCACUUGCAGAAGAUAAAAAUAUUUUUGAAAAAUUUGUAUCACUUGUUAUAAUUGAUGUUAAAUCAUCAUUAAGUGAUAUAGAAUUAAGUUUAUUUGAUCCAGCUGAAAAAAUAUUAAAAACAAUUGCUAAAUCUUGUGAGGAAAGUUGUACACAAGUGUUAGCUGUAUUUGUACCAAUGUUACUUGCUCAAUAUACAACUAAAACAACAAUUGUUGAUAAAGCAAAACUCAUUGAAUCUUUAAAUGGUUUUAUAAAUAUUGCAGCAACACAUGGAUUGGCAAUAUCAAGUGUUCCAACACUUGCAUGGACAGAUAUACCAGGUUUAUAUUUAAAUGAAUUAUCAAGCAAUGAAGUGUCAUUGAAGCUCAAAGCAUUUAUUGGUUUAUCAUAUCAAAAAUUAUUUUUAAAUGACACACAAAGAGCAACAUUGUAUGAUAAAAUUUGUAUUGAAAUUGAUGCUGGAACAUCAGAGUUAAUGAUACCAUGUCAAAAUGUACUUGCUGUUUUUACUGAGUGUUAUCCAACAGAAAUAUUAAUACUCAUUGAGACAAGACUUGAAAUUGAUGCUAGUAAAUGUAAAACAAAUUGUUCAACAUCAAUUAUUAUCAAUCGAAUAAAUGCUUUAACAUCAAUUGCUGCAAUUCCAUCAGUUGCAUCAACAAUAUUACCAAAAAUUAUUGAUCAAACUGCUACAAUUACUGAUGAUAUUAAUUCAACAGCUUUAUUGUGUAUUGAACGACUUGUUCAACUUGAUAAUUAUGAAGAAUUUAAAAUACAUAAUUAUCUUCAAAAUAAUUGUAAAAUUAUUGAUAGAUUAAUUAAAUCAUCAGCUGAUGUUAAUCACAAAAAUAUACAUAUUAUAUCGAGAAUUUGUUGUUUAAUUAUGAGAAAACUUGAUAUUGAUGAACAAAAAAAUGUUAUUAAUCAACAUUAUAAUAGUCAAGUAUUACAGUUGUCAAAACAAAUUGUACUGUUGGAAGGAUUAAUAACACCUCUGCAUUCAAGUGUCUUAUUUUUGCAUGAUGUUGAUUCAUUACUUGAUAAUUUAUUGAAUAUUUGUUUAGAAAACCAAGAAGAACAGUCAACAUUAUCAUCCUGCAAAUUGGUGGCUGUAUUGAUUAAUAAAAUGGAAGAAAAUAUUAAAUUUGGCAAACAUUUAAAUAUAUUUCAUGAGAAAAUUGUUGAUAUUCUAGAGACAACUCAUGAUGGUGAGGAUGAUGAGAUGAAGGGAAAAUCAAAUGUUUGUGAAAUUAAAAAAUUGGCAGUUGUUCUUUUAGCUUGGAUAACCAAAGGUCUUAUUAUCAAAGGCAGUAGUCGUGCACAAGAUUUUCUUGACAUGUAUUUUAAUACACUUAAAAUGGAGGACAUUGGUGAAUAUGCUGGUGAAAAAAUUAACAUUUUAAUUGACAAAAAUGAAACAACACUGUCAAUUGAUAAUCAUUGCAAUGUUAAAAUUUUUUAUAAACAAAGAAUAUUUCAAAAUUUUCUUCAGCAAUAUCAAAAAUUUGAGGAGAAAAAUUCAAGACAAAAUUAUUUAAUUGCAUUAGUUCAUUUGAUUGAGGAAAUACCAAUGGAGUUGCUUUUGAUGCAUUUAUCAAAGAUUGUACCAUUAUUGAUAAAAGUUCUUUCACUGGAUAAUGAUAAUGUCAUCUUGUUAGUUUUAAAAAUUUUUAAACCAAUGAUUGACACAAAACAUGAAAUAUUUGCUCAACAAAUUGAUGCAUUUAUUCCAGCAUGUUUGAAUUUAGUUAAAAACAAAAAAAUGCAUAUUAGAAUAGCAGCUUUAAAUUGUAUAAAUAGCUAUUGCAAUUAUCCAAAUGAUAUUAUUAAAAUUUACAAAGAAAAUGUAUUGGAUAAUUUGUCAUUAUCAUUGGAUGAUCCAAAACGUCUUGUUCGUCAAAUAGCAACAAAAACAAUAACAAGAUGGUAUCUCAUCAAUGCACCUGGUGGCAAAGAAUAGUUUUAUUUAUAUAAACUAUUCAC